Molecule: messenger RNA, 1997 nt
Organism: Linepithema humile (Argentine ant)
Lineage: Eukaryota; Metazoa; Arthropoda; Insecta; Hymenoptera; Formicidae
Gene: Nmt
Product: N-myristoyl transferase
Biological process (GO): N-terminal peptidyl-glycine N-myristoylation
Cellular component (GO): cytoplasm
Molecular function (GO): glycylpeptide N-tetradecanoyltransferase activity
Source: RefSeq, a predicted model, not a curated record
GCGCCGUGCUGCAUGCGCAACAAAAAUCUAUAUUAAAAUGGAGGAAAAGACUCAGGUCGCGGAACGAGAAACUAAGAAGGAUGAAGCCCACGAAAAGGAUGCGCGGAAUAAAAGCUCCAAGAAGAGAGAAGCUCGGAAGAAAAAGAAAGAGGCGGUGCAUGCAGCCAGUGAAAAUCACAACAAUAAUAGGGAAGAGAAAGAGAUGCCUAGCGCGUGCAAUAUCUCUAUAAAGGAUAUCCAGAUGGCGAUGGAAGUAUUUAACAUGCAACAAAAACCUGCCAAAACUCAAGAGGAAGCCUUGCAAAAGCCUUAUCAAUUUUGGAGCACACAGCCAGUACCAAAAAUGGAUGAGAAAAUUGUGCGCAAUGAGCCAAUUGAACCUGAUAAAACAUCUGUUAGGGCAGAACCGUAUUCACUACCUGCUGAUUUUCAAUGGGAUACUUUGAAUUUGGAUGAUCCUCUGGUCUUAUCUGAACUAUACACACUACUCUCGGAGAAUUAUGUCGAAGAUGAUGAUGCAAUGUUCAGAUUUGAUUAUCCUCCUACCUUUUUGAAAUGGGCUCUUCAACCUCCUGGCUGGUGCAAAGAGUGGCAUUGCGGCGUACGAGUGAGCAAGAGCGGACGUCUAGUCGGUUUUAUUUCCGCUAUUCCAGCCACACUACGCGUCUACAAUCAUUCUCAGAAAAUGGUGGAGAUCAACUUCUUGUGCGUUCACAAAAAACUAAGAUCAAAAAGAGUUGCACCUGUGUUGAUACGCGAAAUUACGAGGAGAGUGAAUUUAAAGGGUAUCUUUCAGGCUGUAUACACUGCCGGUGUUGUUUUACCAAAACCAAUUGCAACAUGCAGAUACUGGCAUCGAUCUCUCAACCCAAAAAAGUUGAUUGAUAUCAAAUUCUCUCAUCUUACUCGCAAUAUGACGAUGCAGAGGACUCUAAAGCUAUACAAACUGCCAGAGAAUACAAAAGUACCCGGCUUUAGAAAGCUGGUUUACACAGACAUACCGCAAGCGCAUAAAAUAUUAACAGAAUAUUUGGAGAAGUUUGAUCUUGCUCCGAUGUUCUCGGUCGAAGAGUUCGAACAUUGGUUCCUACCACAAUCUGGUAUUAUUAAUAGUUUUGUGGUAGAGAAGGAAGGAAAGAUCACCGAUAUGGUGAGUUACUACACUUUGCCCAGCUCCAUCAUGCAUCAUCAGACACACAAGACUCUCAAAGCCGCAUACAGUUUCUACAACGUGUCUACCGUGACGCCGUGGCUUGAGCUGAUGAUGGAUGCUUUAAUAUCUGCUCGUGACUUGGGUUUUGAUGUGUUCAACGCGCUGGAUCUCAUGGAUAAUAAGGAAUUUUUAGAGCCGCUUAAAUUCGGUAUCGGUGACGGAAAUCUGCAGUACUACUUGUACAACUGGCGUUGUCCCAGUAUGACACCUGGCAAGAUCGGUCUCGUGCUCCAGUAGACUUCUAGCUCGGCAAGUCGCUGCCUAGACAGAAACUCUUUCGCGUGUGUUCUCGCGAAAGAAAGAGAUAGCGAUUGAAUGCGAGCGAACAUGGAGCACACACAGCAAUAGGAAAAAAGAUGAAGGUAACGAUGCCAGACGAGGAUGAAUGCGACCUUGACUUUUCUUACUAGCGACUGGUAUAUAACGCAAAGCGGAUAACUCGCUUUCUCGAAAGUCACUCUUGUCCUCGUCGUUGGCUUCGAAAAAUACUAUUCUAGGCUGAGAUACGCGCGAUCGGGACUAUUAUGGAAAUUGUGUAUUGUAUAUAUACGUAUCUGUGUGACUCGAGCAAUGUAGAUAAGCGAUCAUGCGACUAAUAGUGAUUACGUGCGAAUCAGGAACGUAAUUACCCGAAGAGAAUUUCCGAUUUUCAAUAAUAUAAGCCUCUUAGACGCCAAGUAACUUUACCCACUUUUCCUUUACAAUAUCUCGAUUAAUUAGAUGACAACGUAUGCCGAGGUGUGAGAGGCAGACGAGUCAAAAAUAAAAUGAAGUUUAUCGAGAA